Messenger RNA from Alternaria alternata, 507 nucleotides. RefSeq lists its product as hypothetical. Lineage: Eukaryota; Fungi; Ascomycota; Dothideomycetes; Pleosporales; Pleosporaceae. The transcript has a single exon. The coding region runs from base 127 to 402 and encodes 91 amino acids. The record is from RefSeq and is a predicted model, not a curated record.
GAGGGACACAGGGCACAAUAUAUAUCGGUCCUCCACGUCUCCCAGAUACCAUCCUCAUGGUAAAGGUCGCGACAUGGGCUGGUUCCAUCCAGACUCGACAGUAGUUGGUAGCUCAUCGGUAGUCCCAUGCUGGCGUUGGUUGAGCGGCGUAUAAGCCGGGGUGUUGGGGUAGAAUGGCCUGCUAACGCAUCGCCCCGUACGCUACACCCCAGUAUCCGCAAAUUUUCAACAGACAGUGAUUCUGAAUGGCUGGCUGUUCUUCGGCGCUUCAGUAGCCUGCGCUAUCUCACCGAAAGUGCUGCCGGCAAACAUCGGACGGGGAGCCGUUUCGACCAAUCGCCGCUGGUAACAGCCAGCACUAAAGCACAGAAUGGACGUGCUCCUCCGAGCGGUCCCACUUAGUUGUUGAGCCUCAUGAGACAAAUCCCUCGCAGAUGGGGCUCAAUAGCAUCUCCGCGUUGCCAACCCCAUGGAGAGACGUAGCGCUGAAAAAAACUGGAAUGCGCU